Cinara cedri is the source of this 5719-nucleotide messenger RNA. NCBI's taxonomy places the organism in Eukaryota, Metazoa, Arthropoda, Insecta, Hemiptera, Aphididae. The record is from the annotation of a GenBank genome assembly.
CAUUAAACCGGUGUAUUAAAAUUAAAAUACAUUUUUGACAAUGUUUAUUAAUUGUAAAUCGUUUAUUUUACGGUUUUUAUUUGUUUUGGUAUUUAAUAGUUUCAAUUUAAUUAGUUGUACGCCUUUUAUGAACACCAAUGUCAAUAAUAUUACAAAAAUCGUGAAUAAUCGAAUACAAAACACGUGGAAGGUAAGAUGUUUGAAUUAAAUUUAAAAGAGAUUUUCAUAUUAGAAGCAUAUUUUACUGUUAACGGUCAACGAUUUUUAUACAUACAUACAUACAUACAUACAUACAUACAUACAUACAAGUAUAGAAACCAAUUGAAACCUGUGCGCCUGACCGUAUAUCUUUUUUGCAAAUUUGUCUACUACGCAUAUUGUGAAAUUACAAAUGACAUAAUAUAGGUUUGUAAUUAUUUUCAUGUUUGGUUUUAUGCAACAAUUAUAUUAUAUUUUGGGGGAUUGAUGUCUAUUUCAGUAGAUAUCUUAUAUGUUACCUACAAGAUAAACGUGGGUAUGAGGGCAUAUAGAUUGGAUGAAGUAAUAGUUAUGGAUAGGGAGAUGUGCUGAUGGAGAUCACCUCACUAUUGUGUGUGUGGGACAAAGAUAAAUAAGAAGAUAUUGUUAAAGGACAAGUAUAAGUAUAAAAUUAAAGAUUUCAUAUUCCUAGUCUAAUAUAUUUGUAUGUACAUACCCAUUGAAUUUCUUAGGAUAGUAUAGGUACCUAUUUUGAUUUUUUCAUAAACUGUAUAAAACAAGAAUUUAUAAAUAACAAAAGUACUACCGAAAAAAUACAAUUAUUUUAUCACAUACAUAAAUAAAAGUGAAAACAAGCACUAGUGUGAAGUUGGAAAGUUAGGAUAUAUUAUAGAGUAUGAAAAUACAACUAAUGCAUUAAUUCAAAUUUGUUUUUUAGACCACUAAGUGCAACUCAAAAUGUACUUUGUGUUAAAUUUUCCAACAUUUCAUAAGUCGUACAAUUUUAAUAGCAGACACCUAUCAAAUAAAAAUACAUAUAAAAACACCAAAAUAUCAAAUACAGUGGACGCCGCUAAUAAGACUCACUUUGGGACUAACACAAAGUGAGUCUUAUAACCGAAUGAACCUUAUAUCCGUGAGUCUUAUAAGCGGCAUCCAUUGUACCUAAAUUUAGAAUCUUUUGUACAUUUGAUCUUGUCUACAAAACGCCAAUAUAAGUAUUUCGUAAAAAUUAUAGGUUUCUACAGUCAUUUUUCAAUCGAAUAACAACAAAUACCCAAAUUACAUACACUGGACAAAAUUUUCUUUCAGAAAAUAUGCUAUUCUUGAAAUUUGAACGAAAUUCCCGGUAGAAAAAUAUAAUCUUAAACAUUUAAAAUAAUGAAAUCAUUGCGCUGUAAUUUGAAAAAAAAAAUCGUAUUUUUCGUCUUUUUAGUUUUUUCCGUAAGUAUCAAAAAACGAGUUUUUAACAGUAGCUGUAUAUAAAAAGAAACAAAAUUGAUCUCUUGUCGUUUUUCAAUAUUUCCAGUAGAAAACACCGUGAACAUAAAUUAAAAACAAUGAAAACGGUAACGUUGCGGCGCGCCUUAAAUAUUUACCGUUUUACUUUUUCCUAUAAUUUUGUUUCCAGUUUUCCCCAAUUAUUUUAAAAAACCCCUUCAAAAAACGACCUCUUUAAUGCACUAAAUAGAUAAAAUUCACUUUUAUAAAAGAUACUACACUCAGUACAUCAGAGCAAUAUUUCUAGUAGAAAAGUUGUUUAUAGACAUAAGAAAAAAAAAAUACACAUCACAGUAAAACCAACAGAUCCCUCGCUACGCUCCGAACCUAAAACUCAACAAUUUUAAAUAGUCAUUACAAUAAAACAAAAACGUCAGAAUAUAUUUAAAAUUUCGCUACCAGUGCUAAGUAUUCAGUGAAAGUUUUGGGUUUAUGAUUAUUUUUCAUUGUUUUACAAGUUCUUUAAUAAAAUAAAUUCGAAAUUCACAGUCAUUUAGCUGUUUAGGCUUUUACAAUUUCUAUCAAAUUUUGAACUUCAAACACUAAUAAAGAAAAACGAAAUAAUUCCAUUUAUUUUUCAAAAUGUGUUUUCGGGUGUACUUCGUUUGAAAUUUAUUGGUGAAAAACUUCAAAAAAAAAACUUUAAGAUUUUCAACAAUUCUUUUAUCAAAAUAUGUAAUUUUUAUACUUAGUUGAUAAAUAAAAUCUAAUUUCCUUAAUUUUAAUAGUUUUGCACGUGAACCUUGACAAAUAUUUUUGAGAAUUACGCAAAAAGACGUAUAUAUAAUAUAAAUAAAUAUAAAUGCAUAUAAAUAGACAUGUAUUUCGGGUGCACUCAGAGAUCCAAUGGGGUCACUCGCUCGCUUUUAAGUUUUUUUUUUGACGCCACUAGGUUUCUAUUUGUACCCAAAAUACAUUUUUGUUUUUGGGAAUGUUUUAUUUUAAGUAUUCUUUUUUUUAUUAUUAUUGUGUGUUACGGAAAAUUGAACUUUUUAAAGUUUUUCACCGAUAACCUCCAUCAAGCGCCUUCUGACUUUUUUUUACACUCUUAUUGUAUACUCUGGAAUACACAUUUUGAAAAAUAAACCCUAGGUUGCUAAAAAAUCUUAACCGCAGAUUUUUAAUAUUUUUAUAUUGCCAUAGGAACAACUAGUGAUGGACCUUGAAUAUAAUUUUUUAACAUUUUUAAGAAUCCAAAACAAUUGUAUUAGUCUAAAGCCAAAUAAAAAAAAAAAACCGCGAACAUUUCAUAUACCUAUAAAUAUAACUCAAAAAAUACCAACAUGAUCAAAUAGUGCAGGGACGAUGACAAUUUUAUUUGUGGGCAAUGAACCAAAUAUAAAUUUGGAGUAUCUACUUAGUUAAAAGUUAUUCUUAGUAAAACUAAUUAGUAAUAUUACAUAUAUAUAUAUAUACAUAAAAAAUAGUAAUUAUAAAUUGUUAUGUAAUCAUAAACGGAUGCAAAAUGUAUUACAAUGUUAUUCAUACAUACAAAUAUGCGGAGAGUGACGCGAAUGUUACAACGAUGUGUGCUUUCUUCCCUUUGUAUCACUUUUUGGGCUAUUCAGAUAUAGCUAGAAAUUUGUAUGCCGCAGACAUUGAUAGGGGAUUGAUGGUGUGACAGGUCACAAUGCAGAUUAUUUUAUUAAAAUGUGUUAAUGUAUUUAUUUAUUUAUGUACAUUCGUUUAGGCUGGAUACAUUGGCCUGCAAUUUGUAAAGACCGUGAAGCAUCUUGUUGGAGUUCUGCCACGAAAGAAACUAAGUUUAACAGACAUUCUUCAAUCAUACGACUUACCUAAUCCUCGCGAUCCUCUGCCGGAAAGUUAUGAUGUUACACUUAAUUGGCCCAUGUGCGAAUCAGUCAUUUCAAUUAGAGAUCAAUCACAUUGUGGAUCUUGUUGGGUACUGUUUUUUAUAUUAUUUUUUAAACUCUAUUAAUUCUUAGUUCUUUUUAUAAUAAAUUAUUAUCUUUAAUUAAUUAGAUGAGUACUUUCUGACGGUUUAUAAUAUUACUCAUUAUUGUACAUUUGCUUAAAUAUAUAGGCCCUAGCGACAGCGUCUUCAUUUGGUGAUCGUUUAUGUAUAGCUACCAACACAACUAUCAAUAAAGUCCUCUCCGGAGAAUAUAUAAACUCAUGUUGUAAAGGUGGUGGAUGUAACGGAGGCCAUCCAGAAAAGGCAUGGAAGUUUAUAAAGAAAAAUGGAAUAUGCACAGGAGGCGAAUACGAUUCUAACGAGGUUAGUAUAGUUUACCUGCAGUUAUGUGCAAAUAUCUCAUUUCAAACCGAAGUAAAAUUUUAUUAUAAACAACGAUUUCAAACAUCUUGUACAUUUUUGCAACUCCUCUUUGAUUUUAUCUAUAGUAAUUUUAAAUUAUAAAUUUAAUUUAAUGUUUGAAGGCCUCCUUAGAGUGUAGUACCUCUGGACCCUCCAGUAAAUACGCUAAUGAUUGUAUUAUGUAGGUAAAACGUGUGUUAUUUUGAUAGUUGUCUUUAGAAUUUCAUAUUUGUUUAAAAAAAAAUAAAUUUAUGUUUAAUCCUGUGAUUUUAAAAAUGUUUUAAGAAUGAAAUAGGUAGGUAUAUUGUGUUUAAUGGGUAGUUAUUAGAAUCACUUAGCUGUAAUAAAUUUCCUUACUUGUCUUUAAUCAAAUAAGUAGGUAUCUAUAUCUAGAUUAAAAAAUCAUCAUAUAUAUAUAUCUAUUCAAAUAUUUAUCAUUAUUAAUUUUCGGUUUUUUUUUUUUUUUUUACAAGUGUUCAAUAUAUUUUAUUUUUAGAAUUUGAGAGUUAAGUCUGACUAAAAUAUCAUCUCAGUCAUAUUAUUGUUGAAUGGAACAAUCGCUACCACUCCUCUUUCAGUUUUCAUUCUAGGACGUUAUAUAUUAUUAGCAACACAACCGUUUCAUUCAUUCGUUACAAUGGAUUUAUAUAUUUGUCUUUGGGUCAAUAACAUUUUAACCGUGAUAGAUUGUUUCACGCUAAAAUUAAUUUUACCGCGUUAUCGUAAAUUCAUAAUAUUGUACGAGCAAUAUACAUGCACACAUAUGUAUAUUCGUUUACCAGAGUAUAUUUAAGCGUCAAUGUCCACAGUCUACAAGCAUAAAUUUUAUUAAAUUAUUAAUAAUAAGCGAUCUAAUGAUAAUUCUCAGCGUUAUUAAUUUAUUGCACAAAGUAGAACAUCUGAGAAUAAUACUUCAUUUUUUAGCAUUCAUACAAAAUUCACAUAUUUUUCCCAUAUAAAAAUAAUUUCAUUAUUUAUAUUUAACUUAAUUUUAGGGAUGCCAACCAUAUAGUAUACCCCCUUGUCCAAGAAUAACAAAUAACGAUUGCUCAGUGAAAAAUGGAGCCACCCCGCGGUGUAGCAAGACUCAGUGUACCAAUACCAACUACGAGAUACCUUUAUCAUCGGAUCUGUACUACGGUAAAUACUACAUUUUAAUAAUUUUUAAAAUAUUUAAGUAAUGUAGCUUAAAAGAAUUUUUAUUGUAUCGUAUAAACGGUUUUAAGCUACUAAAGUGUACUCCGUUAGACCAAAAACGGAAGUUAUCAUGAAUGAAAUAUACACAAAUGGCCCAGUUGUUGCUGCUAUGAAAGUCUAUGAUGAUUUCUUGUACUACCAAGGCGGUCAGUAAUAUACUACAUUGUACAUAACCACAAUUAAUAUAAUAUAAUUAUUUUACACCCGCAAUUGUAAAUAUAUUAGUACUUUAUAAAUUAUAUAAAUUAUAAAAUAAUUAUAGUUUAUUUCCAUUUUUAGGAAUAUACCAAUAUGUAACUGGUUCGUUACAAGGAGAUCACGCUGUAAAAUUGAUGGGAUGGGGCCAAGACGAUGGAAUAGACUAUUGGCUGGUCGCUAAUACCUGGGGUUAUCUUUGGGGUAUGAAUGGAAUGUUUAAAAUUCGAAGAGGGAUCAACGAAUGCGAAAUUGAAAGCCGUAUAACCGGCGGAUUACCAAAAGUGUAAAUGUAUGUUUGUAACGUGUAUAACUGGAAUGUUAUCAAUGACACCAUAUAAUGUUUAUUUGUUUUAGCAAUUAGACAUUUUACAUUUUACUAUGUGUUUAAUAUGUAGAAAUAUAUUGAAGGAUAAAUGUGAGUAAUUUAUUAUGUUGUAUACUCAUAACAAAAUUUUGAAUGAUUAAUGAGUGUACGUUUUAAGUGGUGGGGUGGGGAGGGGGGAAUGCAAUUCUUCUAUAAUAAUAUCGUCAUAUUGAUUACUUGUACACUAUAUGAUCGGAUAGGUC